AUGGCGACACAGACCGCGAGCGGCAGAUCCGCUGCCCGCAUUCCCAGCAAGAUGCGCGCAUGGCAGUUUUCAUCGACGCGAGGCGGGAUCGAGAAGAACUUGAAGCUGAAUGACUCGGCACCAGUCCCAGCUCAUGAUUCACGUGCAUUGGGCAACGAUAAAGUCCUGGUGAAGAUCCUUGCCGCGGGAAUCAACCCGGUCGAUUACAAGUUAGCAGAAUUGCCGAUCAUAGGCCGGUUUCUCUACCGGAAAGAUGCGACUCCAGGAUCGGACUUUGCUGGUGUGAUCGCGGCAGCUACACCUGCAGUGACGCCCGGGCAGACGGACAGCUUCAGGGAAGGACAGCUUGUAUUUGGGAGGCUAAGUCAACCUGUCCAUUUUGGCACUUUUGAAGAAUACAUUGUCCUCAAGAGCGCCGACCUAGCACGUAUUCCCGAGGGGGUGGACCCCGUGGACGCGGCUGGCAUCGGAGUCGCUGGUCUGACUGCCUAUCAGUGCAUUCAACCUUUUGUGCACGCUGGUCGAGGGAACAGAGUGCUCAUCAACGGAGGUAGUGGAGGCACUGGUGUCUGGGGCAUUCAGAUUGCAAAAGCGUUGGGAUGCCACGUCACUACCACCUGCUCUGGAGCAAAUGCCGAAUUUUGCAAGGACCUUGGGGCAGACGAGGUGAUCAACUACAGGAGUACAAAUGUCGUUGAAGCCUUGAAGAAUUCGGUGUUGGCUGCAGGUGGGCAAAAGUUUGACCUCGCGGUGGACAACAUCGGCGGCCAGGGAGAGCUGUAUUGGCAGAGUCAUCAUUAUCUAUCACAGGGCGGGCGAUAUGUUCAGAUUGGAACUGAGCCCGGCCUAGGUCACACCCUUGAUCUCAUGAUGAAGUUGACUUGGCCCCGUUUCUUAGGUGGUGGUAAAAGAAAAUUUGAGAUGCUGAUGACGAAAAAUGACACAGAGCAGAUUGGGGAAAUCGGCAAGUUGUUGCAGCAAAAGAAAGUCAAGACAGUGUUCCAUGACGGCACUGUCUUGUCCAUGGAGGACGGGGCGCUGGCAUUCGCAAAACUCAAAACGCACAGGGCCAAGGGCAAAAUUGUGAUCAGACUGACUGGUGACUGA
Molecule: messenger RNA, 1107 nt
Organism: Exophiala spinifera
Lineage: Eukaryota; Fungi; Ascomycota; Eurotiomycetes; Chaetothyriales; Herpotrichiellaceae
Exons: 1
Coding region: 1-1107 (368 amino acids)
Cellular component (GO): mitochondrion
Molecular function (GO): oxidoreductase activity
Source: RefSeq, a predicted model, not a curated record